UCUCUCUCUCUCUCUCUCUCUCUCUCUCUCUCUCUCUCUCUCUCUAAAACAACAAUGAAGAACAAUUCAAAUACCAAGCUUAUCCUCCUCCACCCUUCUCUCCAUAAACAACCCCCAACACCAUCCUUCCUCUCUCACCGCCUCUGCCUCUCCUUCUUCCUCAUCACUUUCCUCACCACCCUCUUCAUCCUCUCUCUCAUCACAACCAUCUCCACCUCCGCCGCCAACUCCGCCGCAUCCUCUUCUUCCUCCCCUCUCCCACUCUCCGUAACCAAAGCCCUUCUCCACUACGCCUCCCUCUCAAACUCCACCACCAAAUCCAUGUCCUUCACAGAAAUCAACACCAUAGCAACAUCUCUCCAUCUCACACCAAACCCAAACUUCCUCAUCUUCGGUCUCACCCACGAGUCACUCCUCUGGUCUGCACUCAACCACAACGGCCGCACUGUUUUCGUCGACGAAAACGAAUACAUGAUCUCGAAAUUCGAACAGUCCAACCCCGGAAUCGAAGCUUACGAUGUUCAGUUCACAACUAAAGUCAGUGACUAUCCCAACCUUCUUUCUCAGGCGAAAGAACAGUCCAAACAAGAGUGCAAACCUGUGCAGAAUCUCUUGUUCUCUGAGUGUAAACUCGGAAUCAACGACUUACCGAACCAUAUAUACCAAAUCUCUUGGGAUGUGAUUCUUGUAGAUGGGCCAAGAGGGUAUUUUCCGGCAGCCCCGGGGAGAAUGUCGGCGAUUUUCACGGCGGGGGUGUUGGCUCGGAGUAAUAAGAAAGUGGGAAAAACUCAUGUUUUCGUCCAUGAUAUUGGGAGAGAGGUGGAGAAGAUUUUCAGCAAUGAGUUUCUUUGUGAAGAGAAUUUGGUUAACAAUGUGGAUCAGUUGGGGCACUUUGUAGUGAAGAGUGAAAGCGACAAUGGUGGAAGUUCUGAGUUUUGCAGAAAUUCCAGUUCUCCGUUGUCUGUGUCGGCGUCAAAGGAUGUUGACUGAGGAAUUAUAGUUGUAGUAGAAUAAUCUGUAAAAUUGUGCAUUUUUUUAGUUUUUUCUUUUUUUUUAUAUAUUUUUUAAUAGAAAAGAAAUGUCGUUUAAUUUUGCUUUACGAUGUUGGAAUGCUUUUCACCUGAAAAAAAGGGUGUGAAUGGAGCUUUACAUGUUUAUUUUAUAUUAUCUCUCACAAAUUGGCUCUACCUUUUGU
Messenger RNA from Vicia villosa (hairy vetch), 1195 nucleotides. Its product is annotated as protein IRX15-LIKE-like. The coding region runs from base 55 to 990 and encodes 311 amino acids. The record is from RefSeq and is a predicted model, not a curated record. Lineage: Eukaryota; Viridiplantae; Streptophyta; Magnoliopsida; Fabales; Fabaceae. The transcript has a single exon. Gene Ontology annotation, biological process: xylan biosynthetic process.